AUGCCAGUCGAACGGAUGGACGAUCGGUCGGUUGGUCGGUCGACAUUACUCCCAGGAAUAGCGAGCAAUUUUCCAUGCAUCAUUCUUUGUCCGAUAGUGCAGGCUUCCUCUAUGAUAGCGUUGCGCUGCGUGUUGGGUCCAUGCCAAUGCUCUCACGCUUCGUACGAUUCUCGCCUUCCUCCUCCUAUUGCUUCCGACAUACCUAUAUAG
This is a messenger RNA of Cercopithifilaria johnstoni, 210 nucleotides long. The record is from the annotation of a GenBank genome assembly. Lineage: Eukaryota; Metazoa; Nematoda; Chromadorea; Rhabditida; Onchocercidae.